AUGUUCAAGAGAAUCCUGAGUUAUUUGCCAUCUCGUUUGGCAUUCACUACUUGUCCUCGUCCUGUGUUAUCUAGAGGGUAUGCUGCUUUUAAUCGUGCUAAGCCACACGUGAAUGUCGGUACGAUUGGUCACGUUGAUCAUGGUAAAACUACUUUGACUGCUGCCAUUACUAAAGUCUUGUCUGAAAAAGGUCAAGCGGCCUUUUUGGAUUAUGGCUCAAUCGAUAGAGCUCCAGAAGAAAGAGCAAGAGGUAUCACUAUCUCUGCUGCCCAUGUUGAAUAUGAAACUGAUAAAAGACACUACGCCCAUUCAGAUUUACCAGGUCACUCUGAUUAUAUCAAGAAUAUGAUUACUGGUGCUUCUCAAAUGGAUGGUGCAAUUAUUGUUGUUGCUGCUACAGACGGUCAAAUGCCACAAACUAGAGAACACAUGUUAUUGGCAAGACAAGUUGGUAUCCAAAACUUGGUGGUCUACGUCAACAAAAUUGAUACCAUUGAUGACCCGGAAAUGUUGGAGUUGGUUGAAAUGGAAAUGAGAGAAUUGUUGGCUUCUUAUGGAUUUGAUGGUGAAAACACUCCAGUUAUCAUGGGUUCUGCUUUGUGUGCUUUGGAAGGUAGAGAUCCGGAAAUUGGUGUGAAAUCUAUCGAAAAGUUAUUGGAUGCUGUCGAUGAACAUAUUCCAACCCCAGAAAGACACGCAGACCAGCCAUUCUUGAUGCCUGUUGAAGAUGUGUUCUCCAUCUCAGGAAGAGGUACUGUUGUUACUGGUAGAGUCGAGAGAGGUAGCUUAAAGAAAGGUGAGGAAGUUGAAGUUGUUGGUGAAAAAUCUUUCAAAGCUACUUCAACCGGUGUGGAAAUGUUUAAAAAGGAAUUGGACGCUGCCAUGGCUGGUGACAACUGUGGUAUCUUGUUGAGAGGUGUUAAAAGAGACGAAGUCAAAAGAGGUAUGGUUUUGGCUAAACCAGGAACUUGUACUCCACACCAAAAAUUCUUGGCUUCCAUUUAUAUCUUGACAGCCGAAGAAGGUGGUCGUAGCACCCCUUUCGGCGAGGGUUACAAACCACAAUGUUUCUUCAGAACCAGUGACGUCACUGCUACAUUCUCUUUCCCCGAGGGUGAAGGUGUUGACCACUCCCAAAUGGUCAUGCCGGGCGAUAACAUAGAAAUGGUUGGUACUUUGAUCAAAAAGGCUCCAUUGGAAUUGAACCAGCGUUUCAAUAUUAGAGAAGGUGGUAAAACCGUUGGUACAGGAAUGGUCACGAGAAUCAUCGAGUAG
Lodderomyces oxycetoniae is the source of this 1275-nucleotide messenger RNA. RefSeq names its product translation elongation factor Tu (gene TUF1). Gene Ontology annotation, biological process: mitochondrial translational elongation. The transcript has a single exon. Lineage: Eukaryota; Fungi; Ascomycota; Pichiomycetes; Serinales; Debaryomycetaceae. The coding region runs from base 1 to 1275 and encodes 424 amino acids. The record is from RefSeq and is a predicted model, not a curated record. Gene Ontology annotation, cellular component: mitochondrion. Gene Ontology annotation, molecular function: translation elongation factor activity; GTPase activity; GTP binding.